Molecule: messenger RNA, 1071 nt
Organism: Knipowitschia caucasica
Lineage: Eukaryota; Metazoa; Chordata; Actinopteri; Gobiiformes; Gobiidae
Source: the annotation of a GenBank genome assembly
AUGGCCUCAGCGUCCGCUCUGCAGAGGCGCAUUGUGUCCAAGGACGGACACAACAACGUGCGCAUCGACAAUGUGGAGGGAAUGGUCAAACUGUACCUGCACGACCUCUGGACCACCGUGGUGGACAUGAAGUGGAGGUACAAGCUGACGCUGUUCGCCUCCACGUUCGUCCUCACCUGGUUCAUCUUCGGUGUCAUCUUCUACGUCAUCGGCAUCGCAAACGGCGACAUGGCGUCCGGUCUGAGCGACAACCACACCAGCUGUGUCCAGAACGCACACACGCUCACCGGCGCAUUCCUGUUCUCGCUGGAGUCCCAGACCACCAUCGGCUACGGCUUCCGCUACAUCUCUGAGGAGUGCCCCUUGGCCAUCUUCAGUCUGGUGGCCCAGCUGGUCAUCACGGGGCUGGCGGAGAUCUUUGUGACCGGGGCGUUCCUGGCCAAGCUGGCACGUCCCAAGAAGCGUGCAGAGACCAUAAAGUUCAGCCAGGUGGCGGUAGUGUGCACGCACCGGGGCAAGCGCUGCCUGAUGGUGCGGGUGGCCAACAUGAGGAAAAGCCUCCUGAUCCAGUGUCAGCUCACGGGGAAGCUGCUCCACGCCAACGUCACUGAGGAGGGCGAGAAGACGCAGGUGCACCAGAGCUCGGUGGACUUCUACAUGGACUCGAGUGGGGAGUGUCCGUUCCUGAUCCUGCCCCUGACCUUCUACCACACGCUGGACUCGAACAGCCCCCUGUCCCGCCUCAGCGCCGCCUCUCUGCUCACGGUCGACUUCGAGCUGCUGGUCACUCUGAACGCCACCAUGGAGUCCACAGCCGCCACCUGCCAGAGCCGCACCUCCUACGUGCCCCGCGAGAUCCUCUGGGGCUACGAGUUCAAGCCCGUCCUGUUCAGCACGGGCACGGGACGCUACGUGGCCGACUUCACCUUCUUUGACGAGGUGCAGGCGUGCAGCGAGCCCCGGAACACAGACAAGCUAGCCCACAAGGAGAGCCACAAGGAGAACCACAAAGAGGGUCACAAGGAGGGCCACAAGGAGAGCCACAAGGAGAGCCACAAGAAGGGCCAUUAG